This is a messenger RNA of Hypoxylon fragiforme, 1839 nucleotides long. Its product is annotated as FMN-dependent dehydrogenase-domain-containing protein. The record is from RefSeq and is a predicted model, not a curated record. The coding region runs from base 135 to 1625 and encodes 496 amino acids. Lineage: Eukaryota; Fungi; Ascomycota; Sordariomycetes; Xylariales; Hypoxylaceae. The transcript is spliced from 4 exons. Gene Ontology annotation, molecular function: L-lactate dehydrogenase (cytochrome) activity; heme binding. Gene Ontology annotation, biological process: lactate metabolic process.
UCAUCGCUGUUGCUUUGCCACUGCUAUAGAUCCUCUUUAUAUAUCCAUUAUAUCCAUUAUAUCCCUUGUCUCCCCAUUGUAAUUGUAGUUUCAAGUCGUUGCUUGAGCGUCCUUUGGUCCGAGAAGUAUUCGCGAUGGCGCUCUCAGGAGUUGAAAUAUCCAAACACAAUAGCAAGGAGUCCUGCUGGGUAGUAAUUCAUGGAAAAGCCUAUGAUGUCACCGAAUUCUUACCUGAGCAUCCUGGUGGAAUGAAGAUUAUUCUGAAGUAUGCCGGUAAAGACGCGACUGAGGAGUUCGAACCCAUACACCCUCCAGAUACCUUGGACAAGUAUCUGGAAAAAUCGAAGCAUCUGGGGCCCGUUGAUAUGAGCACCGUUGCUAAAAUCAAGGAGGUUGAGGACCCCGAAGAGGCAGGGCGACAGCAGCGCAUUGCAGAUAAGCCGCUAUUAUCACAAUGCUAUAAUCUGAUGGAUUUCGAAUCCGUUGCCAAGAAUGUCAUGAAGAGAGGCGCUUGGGGAUACUACUCUAGUGCCGCCGACGAUGAGAUAACACUCCGGGAAAACCACGAGGCUUUCCAUAGGAUAUGGUUUAGGCCUAAGAUCUUGGUUGACGUUAAGAAAGUGGAUUUCACGACAACUAUGCUUGGUACCAAGGUGGACAUACCUUUCUACGUUACCGCAACGGCGUUGGGGAAGCUGGGACACCCCGAGGGCGAGGUGUUAUUAACCAAGGCUGCCAAGAAACAUAACGUCGUGCAAAUGAUUCCUACGCUAGCGUCGUGCUCGUUUGAUGAAAUUAUGGACGCUGCCGAAGGUGACCAAGUGCAAUGGUUGCAACUCUACGUCAACUCGGACCGAGCCAUCACCGAACGCAUCGUGAAGCAUGCCGAGAAGCGAGGGUGCAAGGGUCUCUUCAUCACGGUCGACGCGCCUCAGCUAGGUCGGAGAGAGAAGGAUAUGCGAUCCAAGUUCACGGAUAGCGGCUCCAAUGUGCAGUCAGGUCAACAGACAGAUAAUUCGCAGGGCGCAGCUCGUGCCAUUUCGUCCUUCAUCGACCCGGCACUAUCUUGGAAGGACAUCCCGUGGUUCCAAUCUAUCACCAAGAUGCCUAUUAUCCUCAAGGGCGUACAGCGGGUCGAGGAUGUUAUCAAGGCUAUCGAGCAUGGGGUUCAGGGCGUCGUGUUGUCGAACCACGGCGGGCGGCAGCUCGACUUUGCACGGUCUGCUGUUGAGGUGUUGGCUGAGACGAUGCCAGUGCUCCGAGAGCUGGGACUGCAGGACCGGAUCGAAAUAUUCGUAGAUGGUGGCGUGCGGCGCGCCACCGACAUCAUCAAGGCGUUGUGUCUAGGCGCCAAGGGUGUCGGCAUCGGCCGCCCGUUCCUGUAUGCCAUGUCUGCCUAUGGCUUGGAUGGUGUCGACCGUGCAAUGCAGCUCCUCAAAGACGAGAUGGAGAUGAACAUGCGCCUUAUUGGCUGCACCAGCAUCGACGAGCUUAACCCCUCGCUCCUCGACGUUCGAAACCUAGGAAGUCAUGUGACCGGCGUCCCGCGCGAUCACCUCGGCCAUAAGAUUUACGAUCCCCUCGUUACACCGGCGUUUAAGCCCCCCAAGUCUUCGAAGUUGUAAGGAUAUAUACCUAUCAGCCUGGGUUACAUAUAUUUAGCUUUUAUUGGAUCGUAUAUAUAAUUUCUUGAUUAUUGGACAUCACACAUGGCAACCUACAUGGUUUGGACAGCCACCACAUGUAACAUACCUAACCUAGGUAGGUAACCUUCAAUGUACGACAUCCCACAGGCAGGCAAGCAGGUAGGCAGAUUCCGUAUGUGGGACGAGACUGUAA